Molecule: messenger RNA, 404 nt
Organism: Racocetra fulgida
Lineage: Eukaryota; Fungi; Glomeromycota; Glomeromycetes; Diversisporales; Gigasporaceae
Source: the annotation of a GenBank genome assembly
CUGUCCCUCAUACUUAAGAGAACGCGAUGUAUAUAAACCUUACGAUCAAACACAUCGUUACAAUGAACGGGCUAUUAUUUACGACGAUUUUGAUGAUUUAGAUGAUUUAGAUGAAUAUGAUGUGGUUUACCCGGUUUACCCUGACGAUGAUUUAGAUGAAUAUGAUGUGGUUUACCCGGUUUACCCUGAUGAUGAAUACGAUGUGGUUUACCCGGUUUACCCUGAUGAUGAUUUUUUUGAUGACGACUUAUUAGUUUACCCUGAUGACGAAUUAUUAGUUUACCCUGAUGAUGACUAUUUGGAUGACGAUGACAUAUUAGUUUUAAGGGAUGAAUAUGGUGGAUCCGGAAUACGUGGAUACGGUGGAUACGGUGGAUACGGUGCCAUGAAAAAGAAUAUUUUCA